Molecule: messenger RNA, 2907 nt
Organism: Branchiostoma floridae (Florida lancelet)
Lineage: Eukaryota; Metazoa; Chordata; Leptocardii; Amphioxiformes; Branchiostomatidae
Product: mucin-2-like
Exons: 5
Coding region: 100-1140 (346 amino acids)
Source: RefSeq, a predicted model, not a curated record
AACUUUUUUUUUCUACCGAUGUUGUCUGGCCCAAGGCGCAAUGACGUCAGGAGCGUGUGACGUCACCAGUCCGACAGGACAGACCGAACACGGGGCAAGAUGGCGGCGGGUUUGGACGUGUCAAAACUUUGUGGGCUGGUUUUCCUUUCCUGUUUCCUACUUCUACCAACAGUUUGUUUUGCACAGGGAGGUACAGAUGGUACAGAACAACCACAGCCCAAUGCCUCAGUAAGUCCUGGAGGAGGUGGCGGGGACCUGCAAACAACGACUCCAGCAGUACCUGCUGAUGCUCCAGUGGAAGUGAACUCCACAGAAAACACUCCCGCACCCACCCCUACACCUGGAGUGGUUCCUUCCCAGACCAAUUCAUCCACCCCUGCACCUGAAGUGGUUCCUUCCCAGACCAAUGCAUCCACCCCUGCACCUGAAGUGGUUCCUUCCCAGACCAACGCAUCCACCCCUGCACCCGACGUGGUUCCUUCCGAGGCUAGUCCCAACACCACAGUGGUACCAAGUACGAGUACACCAGCAGCCUCAACCAAGGCCAGCACUACCGAAUCAGCAGCCACUCCGGCACCGAUGUCUACCAAUGCCAGCACUCCUACAGCACAGCCGGUAGGUGCAGCUUCCACAGAGAGCAAGACAGAGAAACCGUCAACACCAGAGGAAACAACCAAGGCCAUGGCAAAGCCCACCACCACGACAGAGUAUGUAGAGCCAACCAAGAAGUCCACACCAGGGCCAUCAACGGUACCUGCAACACCAGCCACAGAAACCAAACCAGCAGAGAAGAUGACAACACAGACCAUUCCACAAGUGCACACCACUAUCCAAGGGGAUGUGAACAAUGGCACCAACACUACCCUUGGGGACUCCCACAAUGACCCACAAUACCAUGACAACGAGACGUUGGACCCCGCCCUGGCGUUCUUCAUCGCUGUGCUGGUCAUCCUUGUGGUCAUCGCUCUGGUAGCCACCAUCUGGUGGAAACAACGACGUGCAAACUUCCAGGCUAUUGGUGGAGAUGUACCAAUGAGCUGGUUCUCAAGGUCUGGAAAGAAGGGGUUUGAGCGACUAGAAGAUACCGAGCCUAUGUUGGACGACUUGGAAGAAUCUCACCUCAUCGCAAAUGCUCGUUGAAGACAACCACAUGUACCAGUUUACCGCAGAAAGAUUCCAAGCAAGUUGUGCCUUAGAUGUUAAGAUCUGUAGAAGCAUGGACAUGGUCAUUCCAAUAUAAUGCAAUUGUAGUUAUGCAGCAGCUUUGGAGCUUAUGUAACAGGGAAAGAAAGUUUAAGCUUUCAUGACAUCUGGUGUAUUUUACCAGUUAUACUUACAGUUGUAAUAUAUUUUUGAAAUUGGGGAGGACAUGCUACAUAUUUGGUUGUGCAUAUUUUGUUCACAAUGACUGGAUGUUACUAAUCAGCUACAUGUAGUUGCAGAAUAGAAAAUAUUUUAGUUUUUUCCAUCAACUCAUUAGUUAAAGCCUGUUUUUGUUGGCUAAGGGAUAUUCCAGAAAAGGAGAACUUUGACAAACAAUAUUUUUGCCAGCUCUAUACAGUGAAAAUUACUGUGCUUCCCAGCAUAUUAGCUAAUGUUUUCUGCAGUGUUACAUUCCACAGGGAAAUUGCUGAAGAAUUUGUACAGAAUCUUAUAAAACAUACAUCUGAAAUUAACUUUUAGACCUAUCUUGCAAUAAUCUUUUCACAAUAAAUAGGAAUUUUAACAAAGUUGAAGUGGAGAUUUCAGAAGGGGGCCAAAAAGCUUAAAAAUGAAACUGAUGUAUAUUUUCAUCUGGGCAAUAGAUUAUAUUUAUUCUAUGUCAUCCUUUAAAGCUGCAGUAUGCAUACAAGUCUGUUUAAUGAAAAGAUUUGUCUGGUUUUUAAGCAGGUGUUUAUCAGUAUUUUGCAAUACAAGGAAAGUGUAUUAAGUUGUGUGUGUUGUUGUGGAAAGCCCUGUUUAGAUUGAGAGCUUGUCAACACUUGGAAUGUGUAAUCUCCACUUUCUUCCAGGGUGUUACAAAGUGGACUCGGACCCCCGUGCCUUGAUCAUGACAUGUAAAAGAAUUGGGUUUCUCCAGAAAUACUUCAUUAAACUUGUGCAAAAUGAAGUGGUUUGAAAGGUAGAAGUCAGCAGUACAGAAGAGCACCUGUGUUGAUGUUCUGUACCUGUAGUGCGCUGUUGUGGCAGGUUUCGUUGAGUCACUCCUAUCUCAGGCUGUACCAUCUCCUGUCCUGUGCCAUCUGCUUGUGUAUGGUUUUGUGCUUUAUGUUGGCAAUAUAUAAAUCAAAAUUGCCGUUUACAGACAUGUGAUGUGAAGUGCGCAAUUCAUAAUGUAUGUGCUUGGGUUUGAUAAAUUAUAAUUUGUCAACUGUGUGCCAGCAAGGUACAAGGAAUCAUGCAGCAUACAUCACUUUCAAACAAUUCCAGUGACCAAACAGCUAGUUGUAUAAAUUGUGUACAUGAUGCUCAAGUUUUGAACUAUUACUAAACUUAUUUGUUCUAAAACUUAUCUUUUGAUCAAGACUUAUAAUUGUAAUGUAAAUCAACAGUUGUGUGUUACAUAUCUUAACAUACUGUAAGUGCUCAUGCUGCUAGAAGCUUUCCUUUACCAUUCCUUGGUGUAAAUUGAUUAUUGUUCUUUAGGAAAAUCUAACCUCAACUGUCUGUAAACAUAUCGAGUACUAUUUGAACUUAAUUGAUAUCAUUUAAUGAUACAGCUUUCUGUAGAUACAUCUCUAUUUUACCUCUAACUGAAAAAUAGCAAAUUUCAUGUACUUUGAUAGCACAACCAAGCUGUUCAAAUUCUGGUAUGAAUAUGUAUGCUUCUUUCCAUGUAGGAUAUUCAUAGGGGUCUAUAUUUGAAACCAGAGUAUUUUAGGAAAUUAAAACAGGUGGAAGACUCAG